Molecule: messenger RNA, 3677 nt
Organism: Doryrhamphus excisus (bluestripe pipefish)
Lineage: Eukaryota; Metazoa; Chordata; Actinopteri; Syngnathiformes; Syngnathidae
Gene: fance
Product: FA complementation group E
Biological process (GO): interstrand cross-link repair
Cellular component (GO): Fanconi anaemia nuclear complex
Source: RefSeq, a predicted model, not a curated record
CGAAGAAGAAAACCAACGUGAAGCGUGUUGCGAUAUUAACUUUAAUACUGGUUCUCUUGCUCAAAAUGAACACUGAACAUUCUUUGAGUCGCUUUGACGAGCAGUCAAAGUUGUUGGUCCGGUCGUUGCUGUGUGGAGAUAGCGGUGCUAGCACGGCAGGAUGGCUGGAUGUCUUCCGGAGGCAGCAGCGGACUCUCCCCGAGUUGUCUUGGCCCAACUUGCUAGCAACGCUUUGUCGGGACGAAGUCAUCUGGCACGGGAAGGAUGACCCGCCUCUGACCACAGAAGCCCUGGUGUACCUGUUCCCUGCAUUGUGGAAACAAAACCUGCUGACAGUCAUCCACCUGAUCCACUCAUGCGUUCCCAAAGCCAGUGUCCUCCGUCUACUUCAGCGCCUCAGUCAGGAUGACAGUCCUGGUUCUUGGGUCACUGCAUUGACGAGACAACUGGAGAGAAAUCUAGGCUGCCCCUGCGAAGAGCACUUGUACACACAAGCGUGCCACCGCAGACUGGAGGAGCUGUCACGGCGAUUAGAUGGCGAGACCGCAGGGUGGGCUGAAUGCUUCAGUAUUCAAACCGAGGAGUCUCAGGCUGCACCUUGGUUGUCGGACUUUGGAACACAAAGGAAAAGGAAGGGUGACUUGGAUAUUCUGGAUUCAGAUGAGGACAGGCAACAAAGCAAGCGAGUACGGAUGGAUGACGGUAGCGGGGUGCAUGAAGGAGAAAAAGCAGCGAGUGAGGUGAUGCUGGAGGAAUUGGAUACGCAGGCAGGAGCACAGGAAAACACUCACCCUCUACCCGAUCACAGGAAGGGGGGUGCUCCAAGUGAGGUGCCAGCGCAGGAAAGCAGUCAUGAUUUUCUGCCUGAACAUAUCAAGGUGUCUGCUGUCCAAAUAAAGGAAUUACUGGAUGGCCAGACAGAGUGGGACCAGAGCUCUACGGAGGCGUUUCAACUGUUGAAUAACUGUGACACCAAACAAGUGCCGAUGCUGUGUUCCACGCUGGGUUUGUCUGACCUGGCAGAGCAGACUCUGCCUAAAGUUUGCAGAAGCAUACUAGCUCUCUCGCCUGACCUCAGCUUCAGCACAGCGGCAGCACUCAUCAAGAGUCUCCUGCUGCAGAAGGUCCUGUCCCUCUCGGAGCCGGCCUCCAGAUCUCUGCUGACCGUUGUCAUGUCACUCUGCAGCCGCUACACCAGAUCAAUGUGCCACGCCUUGAUUGAACCCGUUCUGGCGGUGGAGAGUUUAGGGGGUGCACAGGCUGAGCUCCUGAAGAAGCUGAUAGAGGGCUGCCUCCAUUCCCACUACACACUUCUAGUGCUCCAAAUGACACUCAGAAUGUCAUGGAGCGAGCCGGUGCUCUCUGUUAUACACAGCUUGCUGGACUCCGAGCCCGAUAUGAAUGAGGAACUGUUCACCCAGUUGACUGCUCAGCUGGUUCGCCAGGGUCCUCGCUUCACAAAGUCUGUGAACUUUGCCAAAUUGUUGUUGACUAUCCUCACAAAAUAUGGCAGCACUAUGAAUGCUUCAAACAAAAAGGACUUAUCUGGAUGCCUGAUGAUCCAUGGGACCUUUCUAAAAAAGUCUCUCCAAGCAGCAUUGAAAAGAAUCCCCUAAAUAUGUGGACAGCUAUAAAUAUAUAUAUAAAUACUCUCUUUGGUUCACAGGUCGAUGUGCAGCUCAGACAUGAUGAUAUUACGUUUGGUUGAAGGCUCUUUCCACGUUUCUGAGUUAGAAUGUUGUAUUGUGGUGUUAAACCAUGCCAGAGUUUCAGAUAAUGAGGUUUGGGGAUUUGGAAGUGAAAGAAGUUCUGGAUGGCUCAAAACGCUCGGCUUCAAAGGGCGUGGUAAAACUGUUCUUUUGUGAUGUCACAGAGGAGGGGCUUCCUUAUGGGCGUGGCUGUAGGCCAAUAUCCGCCAGACUGUUUCUGAAGCCAGAAGCAGGAAAGGGGUGUUAAUAUCGGACACACGGAACAUCCACGGAGGUGGAGAGGACCACAGAGCUCACCGAUGUCUGCACCAAGGUCGUCCCACAAAAAACGUGUAAUGACCACAUUUCUACUACUGAUGUUGUUCCGAGGUUGUCUGCAGUUUGUCAACACGACCUCCUCACGUCCGGCUUCUGAGCUCCAUGGCACCAGUGGUGCCUCUGACCAAGGACAAACAUUUGGUGGACUAUUUGUUGUGUGCAACUAGGCAUGUUUCCAUUUCACUAUAGGCUGUAGACAUGGCUAGAUGUUAUAUUUGGGAGUGCCUUCAUUUAUUUGGGUAAUUCUUACUAUGCUGGACGUCCGUAAUAUGCAGACAUAGAGUAGCUGCACCUUUAAUUGGAGAAGUGCAAGUAGGUCAUGUCGGCGUUCACCUGUUUUACCGCUAACUGGCAGUAUAAGCCAGAUAAAAGCACAGUCUGUGUUGAUCCGCCAUCUGCCCUUUUUUAUGCCGCUUAUCCUCACUAGGGUGGUGGUAUGCUGGAGCCUAUCCCAGCUGUCUUCGGGUGAGAAGCGGGGUACACCCUGGACUGGUGGCCAGCCAAUCACAGAGCACAUAUAGACAAACAACCAUUCACACUCACAUUCAUACCUAUGGAUAAUUUGGAGUGGCCAAUAAAGCUAGCAUGUUUUUGGAAUGUGGGAGGAAACCGAGUACCCGGAGAGAGCCACGCAUGCACAGGGAGAACAUGCAAACUCCACACAGAUGUCCAAGCGGAGAAUCCAACCCAAGUCUUCCCAUCUCCUGCCCCUGGCCUCCAUGCUCGCCACUCGGCCCGUGUGUUGAUCCUGUGGAAUUGAAUAAAAGGCAGUUAAGAAAGUUGACAGUUGGUUUGUUCUGAUCGGACAUCCUUCAAUGGAUCAGGAACUGGGCACCCUCCAGUCGUUAAAAUAAUAACCGCGCAUAUGACUAGCGCACCCGAUUUUAUAUAUGCAGUAACUAAAAAUCCAACAGUUUAGAAUAGAAACAAAAAUAACAAGAAGCAAACAGGGUAGACCUCAAAAGGUUAUUACUUAAGUCUUCUCCAUACGUCACGACCUGGCUCUUAGGCAGCGACAACAACAAAGGGGGGAGACCGGGCUUGACCAAACAAUGCCAACAUUUAUUGCCACAAAUCACUCAACGCAGACUACAACUACAGCUAAGCUCUAUCCGUCGGUCUCUCCCCUCAUGUGUCCUCAGGUCGAGGUUUUUAGGCUCCCAAGGUGUCACCCGGGCCCAGGUGUCGGGAGUUGACCUGCUUACCAACUACUCUAGGUCCUGCAGCAACCCGUCACGUGGACCAUAUAAAUCUUAUACACUUCGAUACAUGUUACUGUACUUGAUGUAAAAGAAUGGUGACGUGAUGUCUUGUCAAUAUAAAACAAAAGUUGCUAAAAUAACGGAUUUUUAAUUCACUUUGGAAAAAAGAUAAGAUUUUAUUUAAAAAACCGUUGCCGACGCUUUAUGAUGACGUAACAUAUGGGCUCUAUUUCAACGUCACUUCCCUUAGCAUUUCCUUUCUACGUAGCGAGACGAGGUUGCGAAGCUACCGUCAUGAGCAAGGUUUCCAGAGACACGUUGUACGAGGCUGUCAAGGAGGUCUUGCAGGGGUCCGUGACCAAGAAGAGGAAGUUUGUGGAGACGGUGGAGCUGCAGAUCAGCCUGAAAAAUUAUGAUCCCCAGAAGGACAAGCGUUUCUCCGGCACAG